Astyanax mexicanus (Mexican tetra) is the source of this 1540-nucleotide messenger RNA. Its product is annotated as olfactory receptor class A-like protein 4. Gene Ontology annotation, molecular function: G protein-coupled receptor activity. The record is from RefSeq and is a predicted model, not a curated record. Gene Ontology annotation, biological process: G protein-coupled receptor signaling pathway. NCBI's taxonomy places the organism in Eukaryota, Metazoa, Chordata, Actinopteri, Characiformes, Acestrorhamphidae. The transcript is spliced from 4 exons. Gene Ontology annotation, cellular component: membrane. The coding region runs from base 261 to 1253 and encodes 330 amino acids.
CAUACACUCACCUUAACUGAAGGAGGUGAAGGCCUGAGGGACCUGAUCAUGUGCUGGAGAUCUGAUGGUGAUCAGAGGGACUCUGAUGAUGUUCACUCUGUGGGGGUGGGGUCGAGGGUAGUGGUGAAACUCCAGUGUAUCUCAAGAAACCAUCUCAGAACCAACUCUGAAGAUCAACUGGUAAAGAAGAGCAUAAAACCCACAGAUUUGAACCAAAUUUCACCAGAUUGAUUGGUCAAUUAUCAGACUAUCUGGAAGCCAUGUGGGUCAAUGGCACGGUCACCAUUAUCAAAGCGACAGGAGGGCAGUUAUCGUCCGUGCCCAUGGCUCUCUACAUGAUCCUGGUGCUGCUGGGAAUCUUUGGAAACGCUAUAGUGAUCUCGGUGGUGGGGGAGAGCAUUCUACGGGAGCCUGGAGGAGGACGCAACUCAGACAUGAUCCUGGUCAACAUGGCCUUCUCCAACCUGAUGGUGUCCAUGACAAGGAACAUGCUGCUGGUCAUCUCAGACACAGGGCUCGAGGUGUUACCUGGAAAGGACUGGUGUCAGAUUCUGAUGGGUGUGUGGGUGUGGCUUCGCUCUGUGAACGUUUGGUCAACGUUCUUCCUCAGUGCUUUUCAUUUCCACACUCUGAGACGGACGGCUCCUCCCAUUACCAGCCUGAGCGGUCCCCGAGGUUUACCCAGAGGAAUUCUAACGGGGUUCGGUUUAAUCUGGAGCAGCAAUCUCCUCUACUCCGUACCUGCCUUCAUUUACUCCACCAGCGGAGGAAAGAACGCCACAGAGACGUUAAUGUUGGUGAGCAGCACCACACGUCCGUUACUGGGCUGCCUGUGGGAUUUUCCCUCCGUCUACAGCGGUCUGGCCUUCGCCACCACCUCCAUGGUGAUCCACGAGAUCAUCCCCAUCGUGCUCAUGAGCGUCACCAACCUGGGAUCACUUCUCACACUGUACGCACACGGAAACACCCACAGCACCGGGAAUAAAGCCCAGGACGCUCCGGUCAUCCGCAGGGUUCCUGCAGAGAGACGAGCUGCCAAGGUGAUUCUAGCCCUGAUCCUUCUGUUCAUCGUGUCCUGGGGUGCAAGUGUGAUCUCAGUGAACUACUUCAACUACAACCGCGGAGCUUCAUCUACGUACCUGUUGGUUCUGGCCCGUUUCUCCAACAGUCUCUUUAUAGCUUUGUCUCCCCUGAUCCUGGCUGUGGGACACCGGAGACUCAGACAGUUCUUUAAAUCCAUCAUCUCUCACUGACUGACUUGUGUUCUGCAGGUUUUAAGGGACGAUACAUUUUAAUGCAGUAAAGUAAUAUAAACUUACUUUAGCUUGCUAGAGUGAUAUUGUCAUGAUAGGUCUUUUAUUCUGAAACCUAUAAAUACUGUGCCAUGCCAACUAAUAAUAAAUAAAGGGCUUGUAUGGUGCCACAUCUAUGUCAAAAACACCAGGUGACAAUAAUAAACAUGCAAGUUUUAACAUUUUAUCUGUUCAGUUUUUUUUUUUUUUUUUUGCAAAUUCUCACGAUUGCUGCCACUAGUGGUCCA